CAAUCUCUCUUCCCCAUCUUCCUUUCCCAUUCAGCAACGCUUCAGAACUUGCACCCAAGAAGGGAAAAUGGAGGACCUGUGGAAGCCAUCCAAGAAGGGAAGAUGGGGCAAUGCCCAUCCAACAUCAUCAUCCUCACGAUCAUCUUCAUCUUCGUCGUCUAAGUUUGCUCUUCCCCGGAGUUUCUCAACCAAGAGCUCUUCCUCCAACUCCCCUAGUAGUUACCUCGUGAGGAGCGGCUCCCAGCGGAGCUCGUUAUCCUCGUCGUCGUCGAGUACCCCCUCGUCCAAGGGCUCGCUCUCCCGGAGCUUGUCUCAGAAAGGCUCCAACGUGACGCGCAGGUGCAGCAACUUGGCCAAGGAGCAGAAGUCGAGGUUCUACAUCAUGAAGCGCUGUGUGGCCAUGCUCAUCCGCUGGCACAAGCACGACGAUUCCUGACACAAUGGACUCGGGACUAUAACAUGUAUGGGGGGACUGUCGUACGUAUAGUAUACAGACGGAUCCGAUCCAGAAAUGGAACGGCGACAGAACGAGUACUUUCGAUCCAGAGGAGCCGAUUCUCGGUUCCAAUUUUUGUUCUCUCUUUACUCUUCUUCUACUUCUUUUUUUCCGGGGAAUUGGAUGCACUUGUGAUUGUUGUUGACAUGUCGAGUGAGCUACGUACAGCUUUUUACUCGGGGUUGUAAUUUGCACCAAAUAGAUUUGAAUCACGUGAGAUUGAUCCCAUCUAGUACCACAGAUUUUGUCUCUUGGGUCCUUGGUUUUGUGAGAGAUGAAAAUACUUAUGGAACUCAAAUCAUCUUAGGAAAAUGUACUAGAAUCCCAGUAGAUCCGAGGAUGAAAGAUCAAUGUAUUGAUCCCAGCAUCAUCACUCAUAUUCACGUAAAUCAGCCGAGGGACAGACGGAAAG
Messenger RNA from Rhodamnia argentea, 908 nucleotides. RefSeq names its product small polypeptide DEVIL 13-like. The transcript has a single exon. The record is from RefSeq and is a predicted model, not a curated record. Bases 68 to 436 code for a protein of 122 amino acids. NCBI's taxonomy places the organism in Eukaryota, Viridiplantae, Streptophyta, Magnoliopsida, Myrtales, Myrtaceae. Gene Ontology annotation, biological process: negative regulation of cell population proliferation.